AUGACACUCCUCCUCGGCCUUUCCACCAACCCGGCCGGAUGCUCCCAGCCACGUCGGUUGGCAGAGGGCCAGCACCACCCACCUCCAGGGCCGUCGCACGAGCGAAUCAUCGCUCGGUCUCACCUGAAUUUCUUCGAUCAGGUGGUUGAGGGAUCCAAAUCCCUCAUCUGUAGCCACUCAGCCGGUGAGCCACUCCCGAGGAUGCUCCGGUCGCAGUCUCGAGUGGCGGAGAUCGCUGGCCGUCUCCCAGACCAAGUCCGCGAUUUCGAACGGCACGCUGGAUUCCGCGGUCAAUCUAGCCGACCCGAUGGUGAUACUGGUUCGCUCUUCUUUGCUUAA
This is a messenger RNA of Penicillium oxalicum, 339 nucleotides long. RefSeq lists its product as uncharacterized. Lineage: Eukaryota; Fungi; Ascomycota; Eurotiomycetes; Eurotiales; Aspergillaceae. The record is from RefSeq and is a predicted model, not a curated record. The transcript is spliced from 2 exons. Bases 1 to 339 code for a protein of 112 amino acids.